CGCUUGCCUCGCUACCACCACACCGCACCAGCUCCCGACAGCCUCAAAUCCACAGCAGCCGCUGCUGCCUGACGGACUGCAAGCUUUCACCCCCUCUGCGCACUUCGUCUCUCAUUUCACGAUGCCCAAGGCAGAGGCCGGCAGCGCCAAGGCGGUGGGCAAUGCCAUGAAGGCCAAGGGCCUCACGAAGCUGCGCUUCUACUGCCAGCUAUGUGCGAAGCCCUGCCGCGACGAGAAUGGCUACAAGUGCCACAUUGAGAGCGAGGCGCACAUGCGCCAGAUGACGGCGCUGGGCGGCAGCGCGGGCAAGGUCAUCGACCGCUUCUCGCAGCAGUUCCAGAGCGAGUUUGUGCAGCUCCUCAGCCGCCGGUACGGAACACGCCGCAUCCGUGCGAACCUCGUCUACCAGGAGUUCAUCCAGGAGCGCCACCAUCUGCACAUGAACGCGACGCGCUGGACGUCGCUCUCGUCGUUUGUCAAGCACCUCGGGCGCGAGGGCGUUGUGCGCGCGGAGGAGAACGAGAAGGGCUGGUUCAUUGAAUGGGUCGACAACUCGCCGGCGGCGCUCGCGCGGCAGGAUGCGCUGCAGAAGAUGAACCGCGCCAAGAUCGACGAGGAGACGCGCGGCCGCAAGUAUCUGCAGGAGCAGAUCGAGCGUGCGAAGCGCGAGCAGGGCGACGACCGCGCGGACGCCGCAGCGCCCGAGGCUGGCCUGCAGCGCGACGGCGAUGCGCCGAUCCGCAUUGGCAUCUCGCUGAAGCCCAAGGCAGAUGCGGACACGUCCAGCAGCGCCGCGUCCGGCAGCGGCACGUCCGCGCCCGAGGCGACCGGUGGCCCAUCGCAGAGCGCGCCCGCCAGCGCACCGGCGCCGCUCAAGCUCGGCCUGGUCAGCAGCGCCAAGGCGCAGCCGGCCGUGCGUCCCAAUGCCUUUAAGGCUGCGUCGUCGUCGUCGAGCAAGGCCGCGUCCGGCUCGGGCCCAGGCGCCGGCCGCUCGAGCAUGACGGCCGCCGAGCGCAUCAUGGCCGAGGAGCAGGAGCAGCGGCAGAAGCGCGAGAGCUUCGGGCCGCAGCCGAGCGCCAAGCGCAUGCGCAUGUAGUCGCAGCCCGGCGUGCCCGGCGCAUGUAGUACAAGUCUCAAUUGAUACCCUAGCCGAUGACGAGCACCA
Tilletiopsis washingtonensis is the source of this 1165-nucleotide messenger RNA. RefSeq lists its product as hypothetical. Gene Ontology annotation, biological process: DNA replication; DNA damage response. The record is from RefSeq and is a predicted model, not a curated record. NCBI's taxonomy places the organism in Eukaryota, Fungi, Basidiomycota, Exobasidiomycetes, Entylomatales. The coding region runs from base 122 to 1096 and encodes 324 amino acids. Gene Ontology annotation, cellular component: nucleus. The transcript has 4 exons. Gene Ontology annotation, molecular function: double-stranded DNA binding.